Molecule: messenger RNA, 345 nt
Organism: Striga hermonthica
Lineage: Eukaryota; Viridiplantae; Streptophyta; Magnoliopsida; Lamiales; Orobanchaceae
Source: the annotation of a GenBank genome assembly
AUGAAGGCUCUACUAGGAGCACAUGAUAUGUCGGAGAUUGAAGAGAACGGGUACGAGGAACCGCCGGAUGAAGAAACACUAUCCCAACAACAAAAGGAUAGGCUAAAGGAUUCAAGGAAACCGCCGGAUGAAGAAACACUAUCCCAACAACAAAAGGAUAGGCUAAAGGAUUCAAGGAAGAGUAAUAAGAAGGCUCUCUUCCUUAUCUACCAAGCAUUGGGAGAUGACGAUUUCGAGAAGAUCUCGAGCGCAUCCACCGCCAAAGAAGCUUGGAAUAAGUUACAAGUCUCGUGCAAAAGGCGUCGAGCAAGUAAAGAAGGUAUGUCUCCAAACUUUACGAGGUGA